GGAAAAAGAAAAGCGUCACUUUUUAAAAUAUCGUCAGAAAUACAAGCCUCCCAAUACAACUAAUAUCAAAAGAUGGCCAGUUUCGUUCCUUUUAUGGACAAGGAGAACAGCUCUUCCGUGAAUGUAGCUGCAAGAGGGCUUGUCAGCACACAUACUGGAAGAGUUGGAAAAACCUUUCAAAGCAAUAACCAGCUUAAGGCUAAUGGACCAUCUCGUAAGGCUCUUGGAACAGUGAACACCGAAUCCAGACUGACCUUUAGCCAACUUGCGCACAACUUUGCCCAAAAGAAGCAACAAGGAUCAAAGAAGUCUAUUACAGAAACCAACCCAAAUAUUGGACUUCGUCUUGCAAAUGUUAACAUAGUGAAUAACACUCAAAAUCAACAAACUCAGAAGGGGAAGUCAAGAACCCAAGCCCCACAAGUAAAAUGUGAUGUAAACCUCAAGCCAGUGCCCAAACAGGAAAAUUUGGUCCAAGAUACUGAGAAAUUCCACAUAUAUGAUGACACAGAAGACUAUGAGAAUGACAUAUGUCCAAAAUCAGAGAGACCCAGUGUACACCUAGAUGCCUUCUUGAAGAUGGGACCAUUGCUGUCUUGUGUAGCAGUGCCCCCUCCAUCCCCUGAACCAAAAAUCAAGGAAUCUUUUACAGUCAAUAAAAAACGUGAAGGUUUUCUCGAAGAUCCGACCUUAACUCUGCUGGAGGAAUCAGAUAUGCGCAUAGAUGACAUACCCCUGCCACCUAUUGAUGACAUGAUGGACUUAUCAGAUAUCAGUUUUUAAUAAAACCAAGAGCUAUAAAUCUAUUGUUUUAAAUGCUGGUUGAGUUGUUGAAUGAUGAACAUUAUCAUUGAUUGAUGAAUGCUACCAUUGAAGUAGGAAUGUUAUCAUUGAAUAGUGAACAUUAUCAUCAAACAGUUCAUUAACAUUGAACGGUGGACAUUAUUAUUAUCAUUGAACAAUGUUCAUUAUUAUUGAACAGUG
Molecule: messenger RNA, 984 nt
Organism: Owenia fusiformis
Lineage: Eukaryota; Metazoa; Annelida; Polychaeta; Sabellida; Oweniidae
Source: the annotation of a GenBank genome assembly